AUGACGAACGACAGUACAGAAGUACACUAUGACUUUCAAGCUCGAAGACCACACAGCCACGUCCAACGACUCGAGCGAGCCCGCAAGACAGGCCAACCCGUAGACGAGCAACCACAGGAAAUAUUCUUCGGUGUCGCAGCAGCCAAGAGACCAAAUGACAAGAUCGAAAUAGGCUUCUGCGCCCACGAUGGCACCUACAGCAUGGACUUUGCCAUCCACUGCAUUGAAGCCAAAGGCGAUGCCGCAAAGACCUUUUCAGACUAUGUGGUCAUGAGAGUUCAGAACUACCAAGACGAGCACCAUUACAAAUACCUCGGCGCCGGCAUCUCCAAAACCGCUCGUGAGAUUUCGCCAGAUUUGCCUGCUAGGAUGUGGGCCGAACUCGACAUCCCCACGUUGGAGUUUGAGAGAAGUGUUGUCGAGAGUGAUCAUGUCAAGACCGAGGAAGUUGAUGUUGAUGAGGAGGCCGAUGCCAUGGCGAGAAAGUGUGUUGGCAUGUACGGACCUCAGAAGCAACCUCUUCUCCAGGUCGGAUUCUUGAACGAAGUCUCUGUUGAUGCCGCGGGUCAUGCUCUACUCUGUACGCUGGAGCAAUACCGCAACACGGUCCGCAAGCCCACCUGGGACGCAACAAUGUACUAUGCCGAACGUCUCAGGAAAAAGGGCAUCAGGAUGGCCUUUCUCAACGCCACUCCUCAAGGCGGAGGUGUUGCAUUGAUGAGACACGCUCUGAUCAGACUCGCCCGUCUGCUUGGUAUUGAGAUGAAGUGGUACGUCCCUCGCCCGAAGAACGAAGUCUUUCGCAUCACAAAGACAAAUCACAACAUCCUGCAAGGCGUCGCCGAGCCCAACGAACGCCUCAGCGACGAGCAAGCCGAAACCAUCAAGACGUGGGUCUACAGCACUGCCAAGCGCGACUGGCUGCGCAAAAGAGGUCCGCUGGCCAAGAUCGAAGACGGCGGUGCCCAUAUUCUUUUCAUCGACGAUCCUCAGAUGCCGGACAUUGUGCCUCUGGCAAAGGAGAUUGAACCUGGCCGUCCAGUGCUGUUCAGGUCUCACAUCCAGGUCAGAGCCGACUUGGUCGAUGGCGAGCCCAAGAGUCCCACUGCUCAAGUUUUCGACUGGCUGUACUCGCGCGUCAAGGAAGCAGACAUGUUCAUCGCCCACCCAGUCAGCGACUUUGUGCCCAAAGCCGUCGAGCCCGAAAAAGUGGCCUACCUGCCCGCAACAACAGACUGGCUCGAUGGCCUGAACAAAGAACUCCGCAAAGAGGACUCGCAAUACUACUUUCGCAACUACAACACUCACUGCCGCCGCGCUAACCAACCUCCNCUCGCCUUCCCCGGCCGCGACUACAUUGUGCAGAUCGCGCGCUUCGACCCCUCCAAAGGCAUCGACACGGUUGUUCGCUCCUACGGCGAGUUGCGCAGAAACCACUACGCCGACACUGANCCCUCAGAAACACCCCAACUCUGCAUCGCAGGCCACAGCAGCAUAGACGACCCAGACGCGUCCGCCAUCUUCGACAAGACCAUGCACCUGAUAGAAACCGAGUACUCGGAAUUUGCAGACGACAUCAGUGUCAUGAGACUCGGCCCCAUCGACCAAGAACUCAACGUCCUCCUCAGCAAUGCAAAAAUCUGCCUCCAGCUCUCCACCCGCGAGGGCUUCGAAGUCAAAGUCUCAGAGGCACUGCACAAAGGCGUACCAGUGAUUGCCACUCGCGCAGGCGGUAUUCCUUUGCAGGUCGAGGAUGGCCAAUCUGGCUUCUUGGUCGACACUGGCGACUACAAACAAGUUGCUGAAUACAUGUACAAGUUGUUUUCUGACAAGCAACUGUACACAGAGAUGAGUAGAUAUGCGGCGUCUCACGUCAGUGACGAGGUCAGCACGGUAGGGAAUAUGUUGAGUUGGCUAUAUCUAGCGGAUACGAUGGCUGGAGAGCAAGGGAAAAAGUUGCAACCCAGUGGUGCUUGGAUCAAUGAUUUGGCGAGGGAGGGCGCGGGGAUGCCCUAUGAAGAAGGCGAGCCAAAGUUACCUAGACAUUACAAGACUUAG
Aureobasidium vineae is the source of this 2058-nucleotide messenger RNA. NCBI's taxonomy places the organism in Eukaryota, Fungi, Ascomycota, Dothideomycetes, Dothideales, Saccotheciaceae. The record is from the annotation of a GenBank genome assembly.